Peronospora matthiolae is the source of this 960-nucleotide messenger RNA. NCBI's taxonomy places the organism in Eukaryota, Oomycota, Peronosporomycetes, Peronosporales, Peronosporaceae. The record is from the annotation of a GenBank genome assembly.
AUGGACUCGCGCGGCGAGAUGAAGGCGCUGGACGCGCAGAUCGACCGCUUGCGACGCGCCGAGAACUUGACCGAGACGGAGAUCUACGAGCUGUGCCAGAAAGCCAAGGAGAUCCUCGCGGGCGAGUCGAAUGUCCAGCCCGUCAAGUGUCCCGUCACUGUUUGUGGCGACAUCCACGGACAGUUUUACGACCUCUUGGAGCUCUUCCGGAUAGGCGGCGCGUGUCCGGAUACGAACUACCUCUUCAUGGGGGACUACGUCGACCGCGGGUACUACUCGCUCGAGAGCGUCGCGCUGCUCGUGGCGCUAAAAGUGCGUCAUCGCGAGCGCAUUACGAUCUUGCGGGGGAACCACGAGAGCCGGCAGAUUACCCAAGUCUAUGGCUUUUACGACGAGUGUUUGCGCAAAUACGGCAACGCGAACGUGUGGAAGUACUUUACGGACCUGUUUGACCACUUGCCCAUGACGGCGCUCAUUGAGAACCGCGUGUUUUGCAUGCACGGCGGACUCUCGCCGUCUAUUGACACGUUGGACCAUGCUCGAGCGCUGGAUCGAGUGCAGGAAGUGCCUCAUGAAGGACCGAUGUGUGACCUCGUGUGGUCGGACCCGGACGAUCGCUGUGGGUGGGGCAUCUCGCCUCGAGGCGCCGGGUACACGUUUGGGCAGGAUAUUACCGAGCAGUUUAAACGCAGCAAUGGCCUCACGUUCAUUGCUCGGGCUCAUCAGCUCGUGAUGGAGGGGUACCAGUGGACGCACAAUCGUGGCGUCGUGACGAUCUUUAGUGCGCCCAACUACUGCUACCGUUGUGGAAACCAAGCAGCUCUCAUGGAGAUUGACGAAGUCAUGGCUGAUCGCAGUGGCGACAAAGUAUACGAGACGUGCAAGUUCAUUCAGUUCGACCCGGCGCCGCGUGAUAGCACGUUUAAUGAGAAGAAACGCACGCCAGACUACUUCCUAUAG